UUUAAACAGAGACGCUGAACCUUAAAACUACACCGCAUCGUUCUCCAUUACUAGUCACUGAAUCUUUGUUGGUGCAACGCACAUUUCGAAAUGGCUCUACGAGUAACCAGAAACCGCUUGGCUUCUACCAGGAAUGACCUCGGUGGAAAGGCCUGCUCGGUGACUGGGCCUACAAUGAAGCCCCGAGCGGCGCUGGGUGAAAUCGGAAACAUCGCAAUUAACAAAGAACCACAAAAAAAGAACAUCAAGACAGAGGCCAUUAAAAAGCCCAAAGUCACCACCAAAGUUGAAAAGGUGGUUGUUGAAAAGCCAAAACCAGAAAAUGUUGUUCCAGUUAAACCUGAGCCAGAGGUGCAGGUUCCGCCUGAACCAGCAUCCCCCACUCCAAUGGAGACUUCUGGUUGCGAGCCUGCCGACUUAUGUCAAGCAUUUUCAGAUGUCAUUCUUCACACAGCUAUCAGGGAUGUGGAUGCAGAUGACUAUGACAACCCUAUGCUCUGCAGUGAAUAUGUAAAGGACAUCUACAAGUAUCUCCGACAGCUUGAGGUUGAGCAGAAUGUCAGACCCACUUAUCUGCAGGGUCAGGAGGUGACUGGUAACAUGCGGGCCAUUCUCAUUGACUGGCUAGUGCAAGUGAACCUGAAGUUCCGUCUACUGCAGGAGACCAUGUACAUGACUGUGGGAAUAAUUGACCGCUUUCUUCAGGAUCACCCAGUCCCCAAGAAGCAGCUGCAGCUUGUCGGUGUGACCGCCAUGUUCCUUGCAUCCAAAUACGAGGAGAUGUAUCCACCAGAGAUCUCAGACUUCGCCUAUGUGACGGACAAGGCCUAUACCACUGCCCAGAUCAGAGACAUGGAGAUGACAAUCCUGCGGGUGCUCAAGUUCAAACUGGGCCGCCCUCUCCCCCUCCAGUUCCUCAGAAGGGCUUCAAAGAUUUACGAGGUGACUGCAGAGCAGCACACCCUGGCAAAAUACCUCCUGGAGCUCACCAUGGUCGACUAUGAGAUGGUUCAUUUGCCACCUUCCAUGUUGGCGAGUGCUGCUCUAGCUCUUACCCUGAAGAUCUUGGAUGCUGGAGAAUGGGAUGUGACAUUGCAGCACUACAUGGACUACACAGCAGAGAGUUUGAUUCCUGUGAUGGCACACAUUGCCAAGAAUGUUGUGAAGGUGAAUGAUGGGCAGACAAAGCAUAUGGCUAUCAAAGGCAAAUACUCCACUUCAAAGCAGAUGAGGAUUGCCACCAUCUCACAGCUCAAAUCUUCGGUGGUGAGGGAUCUUGCAAAGCAGCUCACCCAGUGAGAUGACCAUGUUUGGCACAAUGUGCUGAUUUGUACAGUUGAACUAACUUUUAACAUGACGAUCAUUGCGCUGAUCCUGAGGAUGAGUCAGCGGUUUGUUUUUUACAGAUCUUGUAUCUUACUGGCCCUCUUCAAAGCAUGCUACAUGUUCAUCUUUCUAAAUUUCUUGCUAUCCAUAGUCAGGCUGCAACUAUUCAUGUUAAUCAGUUGGUCUAUAAAAUGGUGUAACAUAACUGUUUCCAAGAGCCCAAGAUGACAUCUUCAAGUGUCUUGUGUAGAUAUUCAGUUACUAUCAUAGACUAAAGACACCAGCAAAUAUUCACAUUUGAGAAGCUGGAUUCAGAAUUUGUACACUCAAAUGACUCAAUCUAUCAAAAUUGGCAUUUAGUUAUUGAUUGAUCAUUGCAGCUUUAACCUAUGAUUUAAAUCUAAAAUUGAUCCCUUAGACCUCACAGCCUGUUCAUUAUCAUGGGGUGAAUGGCAGUUCAGUCUUAUCAAGUUAUUGCUUAAGUUCAUUUGGAUACCAAUGACUACUUUAAUGCAACCCAAAGCACUCUUUUCACAUGGGAUGUUUGCAAUAUGAUGCACUACAUAUUGUUUGACUUUUUUCUUUUUUGGGUUAGAGCAUCAUUGAACACAAUAUUUGAAUAUUCUACACAAGUUGCUACGGAUUGUAAGUCAAACAUGUCUCACAUUUGUUUAAUAGCUUAACUGCUGCUAAGCUGUUGCAAAUUUAAAACUUGUAGCAUGCUUUAAAAGUGGGUCAGCCAUGUAAAGGGUCCAGUGAGGUCCAAUGGGGCCUUUUAGCCAUUUUUAAAUGGGAUUGUUUUCUUAAUGUGCGUGUGUGGCAGUGAAUGUGUAAAAUGUACAGCAAUACUUUUAAAUGGUUUUUACAUUCUUAAAGCCUUUAUUAAAUGGUCUUGACCAGAAA
Messenger RNA from Thunnus maccoyii (southern bluefin tuna), 2229 nucleotides. It is a transcript of the gene ccnb1, whose product is annotated as cyclin B1. The record is from RefSeq and is a predicted model, not a curated record. Gene Ontology annotation, molecular function: cyclin-dependent protein serine/threonine kinase regulator activity. The coding region runs from base 91 to 1299 and encodes 402 amino acids. Gene Ontology annotation, cellular component: cyclin B1-CDK1 complex; cytoplasm; mitochondrial matrix. The transcript has 9 exons. Gene Ontology annotation, biological process: regulation of cyclin-dependent protein serine/threonine kinase activity; mitotic metaphase chromosome alignment; mitotic cell cycle phase transition. NCBI's taxonomy places the organism in Eukaryota, Metazoa, Chordata, Actinopteri, Scombriformes, Scombridae.